This is a messenger RNA of Acanthosepion pharaonis, 819 nucleotides long. NCBI's taxonomy places the organism in Eukaryota, Metazoa, Mollusca, Cephalopoda, Sepiida, Sepiidae. The record is from the annotation of a GenBank genome assembly.
AUGUUUCCUUUUCUUUCGCUUCUUUUACUUUUUCUUUUUCCCUUUUUUUUCUUCUUCAUCAUCUCAAUCACUUGUCUUCUUUCUCAUAUUUUAUUUUCUUUUUAUCCUCUUCCUUUCUUGAACUUUUUCCCUUUUUUUCUCUGCUAUUUCUUUCCUGUUAUCUUUUUUUCUUUUUCAUCUUUCUUUUUUUCUUCUACUUAUUCAAUAUUUAUUCGCUUUUACUUUCCUAUUACAUUUUCCUUCAUUUCCCUCGUUAUUUUUUCUUUAUUCUCUCUUUCCUUCCCCUCCUCCUCCUUUCAUUUCUUUGUCCCUCUUUUCUGUAUCAGUAAUGCUUUGCUUUCUUUAUUUUUUAUUCAUCAUUAUUUUCUUACUUUUUCUCAAAUUAAUUUCUUAUUCGAGUCUUUUUUUAUUUCACGUUUCCUUAAAUUUUCUGGCCAAAUUCGUGCCAGUCUCCCAUUUUCUUAUUCUCUUUUUCCUCUAAUUUUGUGUUUAUUUUAUUCUGAUCUUCCAAGCGCUUUUCCUUUCUUUCCUUUUCUAAAAUAUUUUUCUGCUUUACAUCCACAUCAUCCUCUUUCUCCCUUCUUCUUCUUCUUCUUCUUCUUCUUCUUCUUCUUCUAUCAUUUACUUUCCCCUGCAUCAUUUCUUCCUUUUCAUUUUCUCAUUCCGUCCUUUCUUCUCUUCUUAAUAACUUAUAUAAAUAAUAUCGCUUCUCCCUUUUUUUUCCUUUCACCCUUCAUAUUCUUUUAUCCGUUCUUUCUAUCUUGUUAUGACCUUUCUAUCUUUUUAUCGUCUUUCUAUGACCUGCCUAUCUUUUUAUGA